Molecule: messenger RNA, 1968 nt
Organism: Drosophila biarmipes
Lineage: Eukaryota; Metazoa; Arthropoda; Insecta; Diptera; Drosophilidae
Exons: 2
Coding region: 149-1762 (537 amino acids)
Source: RefSeq, a predicted model, not a curated record
CAGAUUACAUAAGUCUACCCCUUGUCAGUCCGGCAGUCAACAUAUUUGGAGCACCGAAAGUCUAGAGAGCUGAGUAACAACUUUAGGCAUCAACAGCUCGCCACUUGUCCUCCAGUCGGUUCCGCCCCAGGAUCAGGAUCAAGUGGCGAUGGAGAGGCGAAGGCCCCGAAAGUCCUCGCGCCAUUUCUUGCGCUCCAAAUCGAAUCCCUCUGUUGGCGGGGGAGGAGGUGGCCCCUCAGCGGCUACCUCCAGAGUGAGUUCCCAGCAACCAGAUGGCAAUGGAGGCCCCACCAUCACAUCUCUUCUGGGCGGUCGCCUGAAGAGGGUUUCCCGCAUCGCGAGAGCUUCGCGGGGCAUGCAUGUGACCGAAAAUCCAGAGGAAGGCGGAGUGGGAUUCGCCCCCUUCCGGGAUUCCGAUCAAUCGGAUGGCUCGGAUGUGAAUCCCGGAGUGAUGGUCAUUCCAGGGGCGGCAAGUCCGCGAGGAUCGGCAGUGCACGGUCCACUGGUGGGGGUGGCGUUCGGCAGCAUGGCCAGAAGUUCGGACAGUCCCCGGAUAUCCGAGGAGGUGGAGGAGGUCUUCAGGACCUCCUCCCAGCGGUCCGUAUCCGUGGUGGGAACAGGCAAUCUGCGCUUCGAUUCCACUCCUGGUGGUCGUGAUGAGUCCACUACUGGCAACAUCAACUUCGCCCCGAACUCGUACUACGAACAGAACAGGCACAGCAGCAUGGAGUCCGAUGAGUCCAACGGCAAUGGCAACGACAUCCGGGUGGACAGUACUCCGAGCCUUGGAGCCUGCAGCCAUGGCUGGACGCAGCAGCAACACCAGCCCGCCUCGGGACAUGCCGGCAGGGACACUUUGGGGUUCGCCAUCCAUCUGGGCACCGCCACGCUGGGCCACAAUCGAUGCAGCUUGGGCGUUAAUUGCGAUGAGGACUGUGGCUAUGGGACGGGGUGCGAUGCUGGAUGCGGUGAGGCUCAUGGCAUCGAUCCCGGAAGCUUCGUUAUACCAGGACCAGCAGCUCCCGGACCCGCUUUGGUAAUGCAACAGGCAGGUCCACCUGUGAACAGCGCCCUGCGUGGCGCUCAAGGACCGGCAGUGGGUCCUGCUGGAGGAUAUGCCGCUGGGGGAGGCUAUAAGCCCGGCCCCCCUGGACAGCGGGGAUCCAUGGGGUCAGAUUUCGGCAGUGACCAGUUGAACUUCUUCAUUACCUUCCUGCUCGAGGUCCUCGGAGUGCUAGUAUUUUUCGCCAUCUGCACCAUAACAUUCUGGAUCACUCUGGGCUACCAUGUCGUCCAGUUGCUGGUGGACCUGAAGAACGCCGAUCGCAACGUUCAGGUGGCGGUGGCCAUUGUAUUCGGGCUGCUGCUCAUCGCGUUCGCCAUUUCGCAGGUGACUAACCGCAGUGGAGCCUGCUGUCAUUCACGGGACCGAGCCCGUUCCAGGUCCAAGGGCGGUGGCAUGUGCCCGUUCCACAGGUCCACCAAGUCCAAGGCCAAGCCCAAGAGCUGUGCCCCAAAAACCAAGAGCUGUGCGUACAAGCCGAAGAACAAGAGGGCGCCGAACGAAGCAGGUGGCUGCAGGAGGGCGAGCUCUUGCGCAGCCAAAAUAGACUUCCACUCGCACCGAAAGACACGCUACACCGACUGCGAAGGACGGGCCAUUUUCCUGAGCUCCAGGCGAUAUGCCAUACCAACGGAGAUGAAGCAGCCGCCCACAAUCGUCCUCUGGCUGCGUGACGCGGUGGCCCACAUGAUGCAAUAACCGCCAAGAAUCCGCCGCCCCACGUUGGGCGCCAAAAAAAGAACACCAGUACAAAUGACCAGGGACUGACUGGGAGGACUAUUUUCCAUAAACUACAUGGCAAAAAUUCGGAAAUUUCUUAGAAAAUUGAAGGUUCAAUACAUUUUCUAACAACGAACUUAAGAUGUGGGCACCUUGUAAGCUCGCAUCGAAUACGCACAAAUUGA